Messenger RNA from Candidula unifasciata, 1509 nucleotides. NCBI's taxonomy places the organism in Eukaryota, Metazoa, Mollusca, Gastropoda, Stylommatophora, Geomitridae. The record is from the annotation of a GenBank genome assembly.
AUGUUCCAGAUCUACCUCCUGAACUUCGUGACACACAUGCAGUCAAAGAAGGUCUUCAUCGAGUGCGACAUGGCUACAGGCUACAUCCGCGUCAGCACCGAAACUAUGAAAAAGAUACCGGGCAUCGCAACCGACAGGGGACUGGUGAUGGAGCUGAAGAACUUCUGCCACAAAAACAAGCUUGAGACAGCACAGCAUCUUGCUUUCUGCCAACUGAAACUGCCUGGCGUCGUGGCUGCGCUGAAGACCAGAAUUGCCCUGAGAUUAGUGUUGAAUGCCAUAGAACGGGCUCUGUUGGAAAUAGAAGAGAGAGGCCUAUUAGGGGAAAUGGAUGCAAACAUAGUACAAAAAGAGAUCUCCCUGAAGAUAAUGGCAGCACAGAAUUUUCCUUACGUCAUAAAUGCCUGUUCCACUCGGUCAUUGCUCCAGAAUAUAUCAUGGCUAGACAGAGACGAACAACUCCUGCAUGAAAUUGAGUGCAGAGGAACCAUCAUCAAGUUUUACGCCAAUGAUGUCAUUGUAACCCAGGGUCACUCCGCUGGAGGCUUGUUUAUUGUUCUUAAUGGCCUUGUCAGGUCAGAGAGUCAGCGAAAUCUGGACAAUAUUUACUCAGCCGUCAACGAUAAAGCCGUCUACUACUGCAGCAGCAACAGAAAGCUAUCUCUUAGUGGGGUCACUAAUGCAAGCGACUUGAGUCCUCUAAUCCUGCACGGUUUCUGCACUAGAGGAAACAUUAUUGGCGAGCUAGCUUUUCUGAAUGAGAGGCCGGAGCACAAAACCUAUCGUUGCGCUACUUAUGUCGAGACCUUUUUCAUCAGCAGCCUUGACCUAACUGAGAUAUCCAAGAGAAGCUGCGAUCCCGAGGACCCUUUGACGCCCCUAGAGAAGAAGAUCUGGAGAACGAUAGCAAUUCGUCAGGCAGCCCGCAUGAUUUACAGUGGAAUAUUAAGCUCUAACCUCUCAAGCCUGGCACUAUUCCGGCGAAUCAUGGAUUCUUACAUUGUCGAUGGGAACAUCACCAGAACACUGACUGUUUCUCCAGACGAAGUGGCAGCUGUGAUUCUGAUUCAAGGUUACGUGAGCCAGUUUUACAGUGAGCUUAGAUAUGUCGGUCCGUGUAUUUUGCCAUAUAACCAACAGAAGUUUCUUAGCCAUCCCGAGCUAGGCCCUCGUGUCAUUUACCUCAUCGUCAAGAGCAAGUCGAUGGAGGACACAGGGCUAGAAAGUCUGGUACCUGAAGAGCCACAGAUGUCCACUUACGAAGACUCGUUGACAAUUUCUUCCGGAGCUUCGGAUAUAGAUCCUUAUAGGAGAGACAAGGACGAUAUCGGAUUGAGAGAUGAAUCGGAUUAUCCGCACCGGGCACUGGCAAGUGGAAUGUCCGAGAGCCAAUUAGAGGAAGUCACCAACUACAAGACUCGUCUGUCUAUGAAAGGUUUACGUCCAGCAUCCGUAGCUCCAAUUGUGGAGCCCAAACCGGAGUCUAGGAUUUCUACCUACUGGACCUAG